Molecule: messenger RNA, 2991 nt
Organism: Microthlaspi erraticum
Lineage: Eukaryota; Viridiplantae; Streptophyta; Magnoliopsida; Brassicales; Brassicaceae
Source: the annotation of a GenBank genome assembly
AUGCUGAGGUUACGACGGUCUCUAUGUCUAGUCUUGACGUUCUGGUUCGUGUGUAUUUCCGGUUCGGUUCAAUUUGUUCGAGCCCAAAAUCAAACCGGAACCACUACUCAUCCUGGAGACGCGCGCGCGCUAAACACGAUUUUCAAAGCGUGGAAUAUAACGGCGAUGCCUUCGUGGAACAUAAGCGGCGAGCUUUGCAGCGGAGACGCCGUCAACGACGCCGUUACUCUGGAAAGCAUUGAUCAUAACCCUUUCAUCAAAUGCAACUGUUAUUUCGAAAACGGCACCGUUUGUCGCAUCGUCGCAUUGAAGGUUCAAGCAAUGGAUAUCAAAGGAUCAAUUCCUGAAGAGCUUUGGACUCUGGUUUACAUGACAAGUUUGAACUUGAAUAAGAAUUUCUUGACUGGUCCCCUGUCUCCUAGCAUUGGAAAUCUCAACCUUAUGCAGUGGAUGACUUUUGGAGUCAAUGCAUUGUCUGGACCAGUUCCUAAAGAAAUCGGACUGCUUACUGAUUUAAGAUCACUUGCGCUUGAUAUGAAUAGUUUCUCUGGCUCUCUACCGGCAGAGAUUGGAAAAUGCACUAGGCUACGGAAAAUGCAAUGUUUUUCGAGAUGUACAAAGAUUGAUGAGACUCAUGUUUAUGACAGUUACAUCGCAAGUUCAGGACUUACCGGUGAAAUCCCUUCAUCAUUUGCUAAUCUUGUCGAGUUGGAAGAGGCUUGGAUUAAUGAUAUCCAACUCACAGGUCAGAUACCAGAAUUCAUAGGAAAGUGGACAAAGCUUUCUGCAUUGAGACUUCUAGGGACUAAUUUGAGUGGUCCAAUUCCAUCGUCAUUCGCCAACUUAAUUUCUUUGACAGAAUUGAGACUAGGUGAUAUAUCCAAUAGCAACUCCUCUCUUGAAUUCAUCAGGGACAUGAAAUCUCUUGGUGUCUUAGUAUUAAGGAACAAUCAUCUUAUAGGCUCAAUACCUUCAAAUUUCGGAGAAUAUGUGCAUCUGCGACAACUUGAUUUGAGUUUCAACAACCUAACUGGGGAAAUUCCAGCGUCUCUUUUCAGCUCAAGCCAACUUACUCACUUGUUUCUUGGAAAUAACAAGUUGAGCGGUUCCUUGCCCACUCAAAAGAGUUCCUCUCUUGUCAACAUAGACGUCUCAUACAAUGAUUUAGCAGGGAGGCUUCCUUCUUGGGUUAGCCUACCUAACUUGCAACUUAAUCUAAUUGCCAACCACUUUACAUUGGGAGGUUCUGACAGAAGGGUUUUCCCGGGACUGAACUGCCUCCAGAAGAAUUUCCGCUGCAAUCGAGGCAAAGGAGUAUAUUUCAACUUUUCUGUCAAUUGUGGAGGUCCAGAAAUGAGAUCUAGGAGUGGAGCGUUGUAUGAGAAAGAUGAAGAAGCGCUUGGACCAGCUUCAUUUUUCGUAAGUAAAGCGCUGAGAUGGGCAGUUAGCCAUGUAGGACUGUCUAUUGGGAGUAACAGUAAUCAGUCAAUCGCUUUUUCUACUACACAAUUUGCAAACACUUCGGACUCGGAGCUUUUUCAGUCAGCGAGACUGUCUCCAUCAUCUCUAAAGUAUUAUGGACUGGGGCUAGAAAAUGGUGGCUAUACUGUAACAGUUCAGUUUUCUGAAAUACAAAUACAAAGUUCUAGGACCUGGAGAAGUCUUGGAAGCAGAGUUUUCGACAUAUAUGUCCAAGGAGAACUUGUUGAAAAGGAUUUCAAUAUACGUAGAACACCUAACCGAGUGGUUCAAAGAGCAUAUAAAGCAAAUGUAUCUGAGAAUUACCUAGAAAUACAUCUUUUCUGGGCAGGAAAAGGGACAUGCUGUGUUCCUUUACAAGGGACUUAUGGGCCGUUAGUCUCAGCAAUCAGUGCAACUCCAGGAGCAGGGAUGAUAAUAAGUAUCUUGGUGUUCGCUCUCAUUCUAGUCAUCCGUAGGAAAAGAAAAAGAGCGGCGAAUGAAGAAGUGCUACUUAGUUUGGACGUAAAGCCCUACACAUUUAGUUGCUCGGAGCUCAAAACUGCAACACAAGAUUUUGAUCCUUCGAACAAGCUUGGAGAGGGAGGAUUUGGACCUGUUUAUAAGGGGAAACUCAACGGUGGAAGAGAGAUAGCCGUGAAGCAAUUAUCAGUUGCAUCCAGGCAAGGAAAAGACCAAUUUCUUGCGGAGAUUGCUACUAUAUCAGCUGUUCAGCAUCGCAACCUUGUAAAACUGUAUGGAUGUUGCAUUGAAGACGAUCAACGUUCGCUUGUAUAUGAAUAUCUCUCAAACAAAAGUCUAGAUCAAGCUUUAUUCAAGGAAAAUAGUUUGCAACUUAAUUGGUCAGACCGUUUUGGGAUAUGCUUGGGAGUAGCCAAAGGUUUAGCAUAUUUGCAUGAAGAGUCAAGGCUACGUAUAGUGCACCGAGAUGUAAAAGCAAGCAAUAUCCUUCUCGACUCAGAUCUGAUCCCGAAAAUCUCUGAUUUCGGGUUGGCAAAACUGUAUGAUGACAAGAAGACACACAUAAGUAGCAGAGUUGCAGGAACAAUUGGAUAUCUUUCACCAGAGUACGCAAUGCUUGGACACUUAACUGAGAAAACCGAUGUGUUUGCCUUCGGUAUCUUGGCUCUGGAAAUUGUCAGUGGGAGGCCAAACUCUUCACAAGACUUGAAUGAUGAUGAAAAGUACCUUCUCGAAUCGGCAUGGAGCCUACACCAAAGGAAUAGUGAUGUAGAACUAGUAGAUCCGGAUCUAACACUAUUUGAUGAGGAAGAAGUUAAACGUGUGAUGGGUGUGGCUUUCUUAUGCACACAAACGGAACAUACAAUACGACCAACGAUGUCACGAGUGGUGGGAAUGUUGAUAGGUAAUGUGGAGGUAAAUGAAGCUAAUGCAGAGCCAGGCUAUUAUGCCUCUGAGAGAACGUUUGAGAAUGCCAUGAGCUUUGUAGAAACAAGAAACCACUCAACCACAAUCCCACUCAAAAUCAAUGAUGCUAACGGUGCAUUUUAG